AAUGUGUCUCAUCAUGCUGGCGCAUCAUACUCGGCGCUGCAGGCUCAGUCCGCUUCUCACCUCAGAUCGGCAUCGGCCUCGGCCACUGCGGCAGCAUCCGGAUCGGUUGCGGCAUCGACAACGACAUCGGCCCCCGGCAAUGCGUCCAAUGCCCCCAACACUCAACAGCACACGCCUCUGAAGAAGAGGAAGUUCAAGGUCGUCGAGCAGAGCGGAGCGCUAGGCGUCGGGCGCCUGGUCGUGGGGGCUCCCAGCGCCGACGAUAAUCUAGCCGGUGUCAGGGAUGGCGCAAUCAGUUUUGCUGCGGCGGCCUCGUCGGGGGCCGCAGCGCGCGUGUCCCCGGCAGCUCCAUUACCACCACUGGUCAAGAAGUCGCACAAGAAACAGGUCAAGCCGGAAUCUAAACCUGAAGUGCCUGCGCCUGGGGUCGGGCCUAGUGUCUCUCAAGGCCCACCACAACAGACGCAGCUACCGCUGCAACCGAUCUCCAAACCCCUGCUAGAAGGUGUCCUUGACAAGCUGCAAACGAAAGACACCUAUGGAGUUUUCGCAGAACCUGUGGAUGCGGCUCAGGUUCCGGAUUAUUAUGACUUUAUCAAAGAUCCGAUGGAUUUUGGAACAAUGAGGAAGAAAAUUAACAAGAAUGCUUACUCGACCAUGGAGUCUUUUGAGGUUGGUGCUCAGGUCUGAAACUCGUAUGCGGAAAGUCUAGCACAAUUAGGAGCAAUUCUCGGGCCGAAGGCUUGGAGCUAUGUCGCACGUGAGUUGCAAAAAGUUCUUGCGCGGGGUGUUCCCUUCGGACCUGGUUGGGUUGGAGAGCAAGAGGCACCAUUGCAAGUGAAGAAGCAGCAUGCAGCGAAAAGUAUUGCAAACGUGAUGACCACUGAUGAAGCACCUGCUGGGUUGGUUGUUUCACCUGGUGCACCUUCUCACAGAUCUAGUUCUGCUGCUGCUUCCUGUACAUCUCCCGGGAACUCAUCUGCUGUGCCUCUGAAAGUGACGAGUCAAGCUGGUGUUGACAGGCCUCCGUCUGGUAAAACGGGACAAGUAUACUCUUCUGGCGCUUUAGGAAGACCGUUCAUUUCGUCUUCUAAAACCCCAUCUGGUUCUGCAUCUGUUUCGAGCGUGGCUAAGUCACCUCCCAAGCAGUCAACUGUUUCGCAUACUGCGAACGCCGGUGCUGUUUCCAGUGCCUCAAACGGAGGGGUCGUGACUAGUCCCGGAACGAUGCCCGCAUUUUCGUCCGCAGUGUAACAGCAGGUGCUGAGUGGUGCUCAACCAGGUUCAGGAUCCCUGAGUUUGCCAACUUCUUCGAGCCCUGGACAUCAACCUGGCUCCUCCAAUGUACCUACAUCCGUGAGUGGCCAAUCCGUCCAUGCCCCAACGUCAUCUAGUCCGAUGUCGGGAGGUGUCCAAGCCCAAUCUGUUCCUUCAGGAAGAACAAUGUUCAACAAACCAUCUGGCAUAGCACAAGGAGCUAUGAGCACGGGGAGCCCGGUCAAAUUUUCGCCUGGCCCUUCAAAGUUGAGUUCUGGUGCUGUAGUCACUCAAUGAGGGCACUCUCCAGCAGGUGCACAACAAGGCUUAGGAGGCGGUGCAAGCUCAGUGCCGACUAGUCCUGCUGGAGUCGGGCAGCCUGGGAUCAGCUCGGGCUCAAUGACAAGCUUCUCCCCGGGAGCUCCCAAAUCAAGUCUUAUGGGAGGAACUUUCCCCAGUUACACUUCUGUCAGUGCCCAAGCCAUUUGCAUGGGGCCUGCAACGAUCUAUCCCUCACUGUCACAGACGGUAUCAGCUGGCAGCAAUAUCUCCAGCUACCAGCAAUCAUCAACCAAUACGAAAACGGUUCAGGGACUUGGCGUUUUGCCCAGCUUCAAUGCAAGCGCUGUACAAUCAGGUCUAGUAGUAGGAUCCAUGUUCGGUUACUUCCGGGAUUUCACAGUCCGGACCUACUGUUGCCUCUAAUAAGAGUUUUUCCGCUGGCCCUGGGAAUCCGGGCCCAGCUAUACUUAUGGCGAGCUUUCCGUCCGGAGUUGCAGCCGAGCAUAACUAAUUUAUUAAAAAUGUAAUUAAUUUCUAUAUCACUGUCCAAAUCAUUUUUCGAGUCACC
Marchantia polymorpha subsp. ruderalis is the source of this 2107-nucleotide messenger RNA. NCBI's taxonomy places the organism in Eukaryota, Viridiplantae, Streptophyta, Marchantiopsida, Marchantiales, Marchantiaceae. The record is from the annotation of a GenBank genome assembly.